CCUCUCGGUUCCAGUGUGUUUACUACACUGCCGAGCAUAAGGGAGACACUCGUCUUCACAUGCACUGAACCCACAGAGAACAACAGUUUUUAGUUGUCUUUGUAAGAGCAGCUCCAGGAGAUCAACAUGCCCAAGAGAAAGGGAGCAGAAGGAGGGGAAAAGGAUGAGCCCAAGAGGAGAUCAGCUCGGUUAUCAGCGCAGAAACCGGUCGCAGCCAAGCAGGAGCCAAAGGUCAAGAAGGCAGCGAAGAAAGAAAAGGCUGUGAUCGACAAGAAGGAGGACAAGAAGACCAAGAAGGCAAAGGAGAACGCCGAGGCAGAGGCGAAUGAGGAGAACCACUCCGAAAAUGGAGAGGCCAAGACCAACGAGGUGGAGGCAGCCCCAGAGGAGGCCAAGGAGGAGGCCAAGUCCGAGUAGCACCACUGCCCAAGCUUCCUCUUCCUCCUAUACACCAACCCCCUACCCCGCACCCCACUCCCCCAAACCCCCCCAGCCA
Limanda limanda (common dab) is the source of this 496-nucleotide messenger RNA. RefSeq names its product non-histone chromosomal protein HMG-14A-like. Gene Ontology annotation, biological process: chromatin organization. Gene Ontology annotation, cellular component: chromatin; nucleus. The transcript is spliced from 6 exons. Bases 127 to 417 code for a protein of 96 amino acids. The record is from RefSeq and is a predicted model, not a curated record. Gene Ontology annotation, molecular function: nucleosomal DNA binding. NCBI's taxonomy places the organism in Eukaryota, Metazoa, Chordata, Actinopteri, Pleuronectiformes, Pleuronectidae.